This is a messenger RNA of Monosiga brevicollis MX1, 2862 nucleotides long. RefSeq lists its product as uncharacterized. Gene Ontology annotation, cellular component: COG complex. The coding region runs from base 409 to 2862 and encodes 817 amino acids. Lineage: Eukaryota; Choanoflagellata; Craspedida; Salpingoecidae. The record is from RefSeq and is a predicted model, not a curated record. Gene Ontology annotation, biological process: intra-Golgi vesicle-mediated transport. The transcript is spliced from 20 exons.
AUGCCGCAGCACUCCAGCCCGCCAACCAGUCGCGACGUUCCCACCACCGAGUACCGAGGCCGUCCCCGCCAGCGCCUUGCUGCGAGAGUGCAUGUGUGUGUGUGUGUGUGUGUGUGUGUGUGUGUGUGUGUGUGUGUGUGUGUGUGUGUGUGUGUGUGUGUGUGUGUGUGUGUGUGUGUGUGUGCAUGUGUGUGUGUGUGUGUGUGUGUGUGUGUGUGUGUGUGUGUGUGUGUGUGUGUGUGUGUGUGUGUGUGUGUGUGUGUGCAUGCGCUACCAAGCGUCAUAGCUGUGGUUUGUCAGAUAAAAGAGGGCAGUCGCAUCUUCGAGCAGUUGGGCUGGAACUUGAGUGUGCAGUCGAUCGCAUCAGUCGCAGCGCAGCAGUCAACGGCUUGAAGCGUCGUCGCGAGCAUGGCGCCCGCAGUCGAGGCCGGCGGUGGGCCGCGCGGCGGCACCAGUACCAGCAGCCAGCGCAAGAGCCGGUCAGCCACUCUGACUGAUCGGGGCAGCAGCUCGUCCCAAGAGGGUGAAGCUGUCGCCGCCUUCCAACAGCAAGAUUUGACACGCGAAUUCUUUGCCGAUGAUUUCGAUGCCAACCGCCAUGCCAAUACCAUUAUCAAAGCGCACGGCAUUGCCGAAUGUCUCUCUCGGCUGCAACGAGGUCUGGCCCAAAUCGAGACUGAGCUGCACCGACAAGUCACGCAGCGCCACCAUCACCUGCUGCACCAAGCCCUGGGCAUCCAACGCCUCGAAGAUGUUCUGGAGAUGGUGCAAGCCCGCGUCGACUCGAUUCAUCAAAACACCUCGCGCUUUCGAGAGCGCCUUCACGAACCUUUUUCACAAAUUCAGAACCGAACCGCACAGCUUGGCCGGCUCCAGGCUGCAUGCGAUCUUUUGCGUCGCACAGCUCGUUUCAAGGCCUCUACCAGCCGUCUUCACGAUCAAGUCAAAGCCGGCUCCCAAAAACUUGUCCAGGCAGCUGCAAGCUUGCAUGACAUUGACUUGCUUCUCGAGGAUCAAGAAUUGCACAAGGUGACCAUUGUAGCUGAGACCAAACCUUGGCUCCAAGAAGCUCGCGAGCUCGUGGUGGCCAGUGGCACUCGCCUCCUACAAACUGGCAUGCAGGGCAAGAACCAAGUUCAUGUGGCGAUUGGCCUGCAAGUCGCCCAAAACCUGGGCCUUUUGAGCGAUAAUGUUCGCUCCGUUCUGAAUGGCCUCGAAAACUUGUUCCAACAACGGCUGGACGAAGUGAGCCAGCCGCCGGCUGUAUCGGAAACAGACAGUGCACCUUCGUGGACCAUGCAGGUCAAGUCAAGACGCUCCAGCGCGUCUUGGCAAAACGGCGUGCCCAAGAAACCAUGGCCACCUUUUCAGAGCUCCUUGAGCCCCGGUCUGGUGGUAUUGCACACCAACACUGGCUUGCUAUGUGCAAGCGACUGCAAGAAUUUGCUGAAAAUUGUGCAACCGCGAUCGAAUCUGAGUCCUUGUGCACUGCUUAUCUUACCUCACUUGGUUAUCGCUGGGUCUCUCUCUCUCUCUCUCUCUCUCUCUCUCUCUCUCUCUCUCUCUCUCUCUCUCUCUCUCUCUCUCUCUCUCUCUCCUCUCUCUCUCUCUCUCUCUCUCUCUCUCUCUCUCUCUCUCUCUCUCUCUCUCUCUCUCUCUCUCUCUCUCUCUCUCUCUCUCUCUCUCUCUCUCUCUCUCUCUCUCUCUCUCUCUCUCUCUCUCUCUCUCUCUCUCUCUCUCUCAGCUUCGGGCGUCAUUCGCAGCGCAUUUGAAGCAGAAUUUCCCCGACUUUGGCGGCUUCACGCCGAAUCACUCGCAAAGAUCACGGCCCAAUUUGGAUCUGAUUUACCCGUGUCACUACUCGAAGCUGAAGAAGCGGUGUUUCAAGACAGCAUCCUACCCUUGCAGCGUGUCUACAUAUCAGCAUCUAUGAGCCGCAUGUUCGACCCGAUCAAUCUCGUCUUUCCCGAGAGUUCCCAGCAGCCACCUUCUUCCGAUGAAGUCAAGGCCAUUGUGCGCGCUUGUGUACGUGAGCUGGAGCUGGUGGCAGCCAUCCCCGCAUUGCAGCAGGAAAUUUUGCAUAGCCUGGCCAAGGCUAUCAACUGGUUUGUGAUGAAGACGGAGCAGGCACUGGCCAUUGGCGAUGACGUCCUUCACCUGCAAGGCCCGGUUACCAAAGGCUUGAAGCGCAACAUCUCGCUGGCCAACCGCUUGCAUCAAUUAACGCACGAGCUCAGCUCGGCCGUUGAUGGCGCAGUCUUAAAACGCAUUGAGGAGCUGGAUCAUGGGCGCGGUUCUUAUGCCAAGGCCUUUGAGGGUGCCCAAAAACUCUUGGAGGACAUUGUGCGACCCAUCUUCGACUCGGUGCGAGACCAUUGCUUUGGAUUGCUAGAGCAAAUGCAGCACUGCGAUUUUAAGGGCAGUGACGCCUCUGCCGGCACCCACGAGCAACCCGGCCAUGACUAUGUGGUGCAACUGGGCGAGUAUUGUGCCCACGUGGUCAACGUGUGCCUCUCGCGUAUCGCCGCUCUACAGCUGCGCCAAUCCUUGUGCCAGGACUUGACGGCACAGCUGUGCUGGUACUUUAUUGCCAAUGCUUGCAUCCUUGAUAGUGUGUCGCCAUCGGGGCGGAUGACCCUGCUGGAGGAUGUGUCACAGCUUGAGUUGGGCUUGGAGGCCUUAACACCCAUUGCCAACUGCAAGGUGGCUGACAUCGGAGCCCCGUAUCAUGCACUACGAGCAAUGCGGCCCAUGCUUUGCGCCAGCAUCUCUGAGCUUGGUGAUCAGGCACAGUCCAGCACGGCGCUACCGCCGAGGUAUGGCUGCCGCGAUUGCUUUGGUUUGGAGCUUUGGUUCGGUUGA